UCAGCCGCUGGGAGAAGCCAGCAGCCUGGCCUGCCCCUUCCCAGCGCCUCGCCGCUGGGCUCCUCUUUUGCUCACUCCCAUCAGCUGGGGGUGGUGGUGGGUCCACUGGGCCCCGAAGGAGAGCCCCAAAAGAGAACUGCCAUGGAUUCGUGGAUCUAAGUGGCCACAUCUGUCCCGAAACUCCUUCUCCGUCUGACCCUCGUGGAAACCCAGCUCUGCCCCGAAGAGGAUGUCUUCCAUGUUCGGCAAGCCUCGAACCACCCCCUGCGCUACCGAGCGCCACCUCCACAGCCUGCUCCCAGAAUGCAACGUGGCCAUCUUAGGAUGUCGAGGGUCUGGAAAAUCAGCUCUGACGGUGAAAUUUCUGACCAAGAGGUUUAUAAGUGAAUACGAUCCUAACCUGGAGGACACAUACGCUUCGGAAGAGGUGGUCGACCAACAGCCGGUACUGCUGAAGGUGAUGGAUACGGCUGACCAGGUAUGGAGAGCUGAGCGUCAGGAUGCGCCAGUAAGCUGUGAACGCUACCUGAACUGGGCCCACGCCUACCUGGUGGUCUACAGCAUCAACAACCGAAAGAGCUUUGACGGGUCCCAGCAGUACCUGGAGAUCCUCGCGCUCCACUCGAAAAACGCCCAGCACGAAGCCCCCGUUCUCCUCGUGGGAAACAAACUGGACAUGGAACAGUACAGGCAGAUCACCAAGGCCGAGGGGGCCUCUCUCGCCACCAAAUAUGGCUGCUUGUUCUACGAAGUCUCGGCCUGCCUGGAUUUCGAGUCCGUCCAGCACGUCUUCCACGAGGCCGUUCGGGAGGUGAGGCGAGAGAUGGAGCGGCACAUGGCCGUCCGCCCCCUGUUCAUCAUUGAGGAGAAGUCCCCCCUCCACCUCCUCCCGCCAGCCGCCGUGGCCUCCAAGCACGGCCUGGCCACCUUCAACACGCUCUCCACCGUCAACUACAAGGAAAUCCCCUCAGUGGCCCAAGCCAAACUGGUCACGGUGAAAUCCUCGCGGGCUCAGAGCAAGAGAAAGGCCCCGACGUUGACUUUGCUGAAGGGCUUUAAGAUAUUUUGAGGUGAGCCAGCACAGUGGCGCGACGGACCAAAGAGGAAAGGAGCCCCCGCCAAGGGACUGCACAGAACCCUGGGAGCUAUUUGGCGACCAUUUUGAAGACCAACAUUCUGCAGGUUGUGCUGCUGUGGCCCUGCAGCAAAGCACUCUGGGAGAAGCAGUGGACCAGACUGUGGGCAAACCAUGGAUGAAAGGGCCCCAGAGACCUCCUGGAUCAAACCAAUGACCAAACCGAUCCCAACAUUUCUCACAGCACUGCCUACCACAUUUGAGCCCUGGCUGUCCUCCAAAGAAUUCAGGCCAGUGUUCCUGGUUCUCUCCCCCUCUGUUUAAUCUUCAAAACAGAGGGAGGGAGAUUAAGAUGAGAAGAGACAGUAGCUGCCCCAAGGUAGAUCGCCAUGGGUAACCGCCCUGUCAGUCUGUCUGUAGUAGCAGAAAAGAGCAAGAGUCCAG
Molecule: messenger RNA, 1519 nt
Organism: Gekko japonicus
Lineage: Eukaryota; Metazoa; Chordata; Lepidosauria; Squamata; Gekkonidae
Gene: RASL12
Product: RAS-like family 12
Exons: 6
Coding region: 230-1069 (279 amino acids)
Molecular function (GO): GTP binding; GTPase activity
Source: RefSeq, a predicted model, not a curated record